Messenger RNA from Racocetra fulgida, 679 nucleotides. Lineage: Eukaryota; Fungi; Glomeromycota; Glomeromycetes; Diversisporales; Gigasporaceae. The record is from the annotation of a GenBank genome assembly.
AUGUAUAGAGGAUUUUAUCAGCGCGAUUUCGAAUACGGGUUUUGCCCGGACUGCAAACUACUAAAUACAUCUUUAAAUUGGUGUCAAAAAUGUAAUGCUAAAAGAUUUCAUCAACAGUUUCCAAAUUGGACCAGUGGUGACCAGAAUAUUGAUAGGUUUUUGCAUGAAGCUCAACUUUCUGCUAUGAGCUCUUGGGAAGUUUUAGAAUGGAUUCCGUACGAUCAAUUCAGAGAAAUAACAUAUCUUGCAAAAGGAGGUUUUAGUACUAUAUACAAGGCUAUUUGGAUUGAUGGAAAUAUUUAUAAAUGGGAUCAUGAAAAAAAUGAUUGGAUUCGAAUACAAUGUGAAAUUUUUGAUGAUUGGACUUAUCGUAUCAAUGAUAAUAAUCAAAUAUUAACGAGAGGUAAAAUGGUUGUACUAAAAAGUCUUAAAAAUUCGUCAAAUGUGAAUGAAUGUUUUUUAAACGAAAUUAAACACGCUAUCGAACAAUUUCAAAAUGCUGAUAUAAAGUUGCAGGAGAUUCAAUUGAUUUCUAAGCCUAGAAAAUUACAUCACCCAAAAGCAUAUUAUAAUAGCCGACUGCUCAAUCCUUUUGCGUUAAAUAAUCUUCGUGAAUAUGAAAAACGUAAAACUACUGAAAUUAAUAUAAAUUGUGAUGAAACUUUUAGUGAAAAUAUGG